Hymenoscyphus albidus is the source of this 1344-nucleotide messenger RNA. Lineage: Eukaryota; Fungi; Ascomycota; Leotiomycetes; Helotiales; Helotiaceae. The record is from the annotation of a GenBank genome assembly.
AUUCGAUUUAUGUAACAAAGCAAGCCGGAGCUUCUAUUCCGACCCACUGCCCGAGCGGGCGCAAGUAGUGCCACAAGCGGAUAUGUUCCACAUUCUCCAUGUUGGUGUUUGCAUCACUUGAUUGACUACAAGACUGAUUGGUCAAUUGGACAACACACCAUACAUCCUGUUCUCGUUUUCUCGAAAUUUCUACCCAGCUUCAAGCCACUGCCAUGUUUUCUAAAUCCCUAACUCGUUUGUCCAAUUCUUCUCGAAGAAUCGUGACGUCACGUUCGCGUUUUGUCUUCAGCUUGCCUAUUUCAGCCUCUACACCUCUACCUACUUUGCUCUCCAAAUCGUAUUCUCUCUCUUACUCAAAUUCAACUACAGUUCUACAAAAAACCAGAAAGAACUCCUUCUCAACAUCAUCAACCAUGUCUCAAUCAAACGAAAAGUUCCUCUUGAGCAAUGUUUUCAGCGUCAAGGAUAAAGUGAAUACACCCAGUACAAUACAGUACUUGACUCAAAACUAAUGAAAUUCAGGUUGCUUUGGUUACUGGAGGCGGAAGUGGAAUUGGUCUAAUGGCAACCCAAGCCUUAGCCGUCAACGGAGCAAAGGUCUACAUCGUGGGCCGAACCGAGGAAAAACUCGAGACGGUAGUGAAAACAUAUGGCCAAAAUAUCUCAGGCUCCAUAAUCCCCAUCGUCGCCGACAUCUCAAAGAAAGAAGAGAUCUCCCGUCUAGUCAAGGAGAUUGAAUCCAGAGAGAAGUGUCUCUGUAUUCUGAUCAACAACGCUGGGAUCGCAGGAAACAAACAAUCCCCGAAUGCAAAGACGGCAGAAGAGAUGAAGAAAAACUUGUUUAAUGACGAGGGCUCGACUUUUGAUGAUUGGACUAAUACUUACCGAACGAAUGUUCCGCAAUUAUUCUUCAUGACUACUGCGUUUUUGCCAUUGCUGAACAAGGCGAGUGAGAUGCAACAUGGAUAUUCCGCUACUGUCAUCAAUAUCUCAUCUAUCUCUGGCAUUGUCCAGAGUGCACAGAAUCAUUUCGGCUAUAAUGCGAGCAAAGCCGCGGCAAUCCAUUUGACCAAGAUGCUGGCUUCCGAGAUUGCGGAGAACGAUAUCAAGAUUCGAAUCAAUAGUAUUGCACCGGGAGUGUUACCCAGUGAGAUGACGGCUGGUGAGAGCGGAGAGGAUCAGAAGAGUCAUAUCGAGAAGGGGAAGUAUGAGAAGGUUCCAGCACACAGACCUGGAAAGGAUGAGGAUAUGGCGGGUGCUGUGUUGUUUGUGGCUACGAAUCAGUAUCUGAAUGGUCAGACUGUGGCUGUGGAUGGUGGUUGUAUUCUUCAUGCUGGCGCAUAG